AUGUCAAACGACUGUGCCCCCGCUCUCCCACCAGCUGGUUCGGCCAUCCUCAGAACCAACUUUAUGGCAGCACAAAGGGCUAGAUUGGACUCCAGCCCAAUCAUUGCAAAUGUAGCGGGCUUAGCAAGGCUUUUCGCCCCGGAAAAGCCGCAGAAGCCAACGCCAAUGUCUGCCGGCAAGGACGCUAGAUGGCUGGACGAGGACGAAGGGCAUUAUAAGGUCGAGGAAAAAUCGGCCAUGCCGUCCACUAGUGGCACAAACAGUGAAAUAGAAGAAGAAGACGAAGCUAAAGAAGAAGAACAAAGGGCUAAAGAAGGCGAGAACAAAGAAUCGAUUGAAGAAGAGACAGCCGGUUGCUCGGCCGAAGCCUCAGAAACAAAGGCUGCCAAACGGCCUCACGAAGAGGACUUAAAAGCUGAUCAAAAAAUGAGAAAAAGGGCAAAGCAAAUCAGAUUAAAAGAAUGCGAUCAGCCCAAGGAUGAAGAAGAACGGUGGAAGCGGCUCUGCAUGCUGUUCCAAGGGCGAAGAACUAUUCAUCCCAAGAGGAUCAACAAGUUCUUAACUGAAUCUGCAGCAACAGAAGAAGAAAAAUAG
Molecule: messenger RNA, 594 nt
Organism: Bursaphelenchus okinawaensis
Lineage: Eukaryota; Metazoa; Nematoda; Chromadorea; Rhabditida; Aphelenchoididae
Source: the annotation of a GenBank genome assembly